Messenger RNA from Striga hermonthica, 1152 nucleotides. The record is from the annotation of a GenBank genome assembly. NCBI's taxonomy places the organism in Eukaryota, Viridiplantae, Streptophyta, Magnoliopsida, Lamiales, Orobanchaceae.
AUGGGGUACAAGACGAAGAAAAAAUCUUCAAAGCCGCCGUCGACUGAGGGAGCGUCGUGGCUCGACCUCCCUCUGAAAAAGGGGCCGACGGUCCUCGAACACCUCAGCGGGCUCGGGGGGCCAACCAAAUCGUGGCGGACGCCGGCGGACGCUUCAUCGUCCGACGCAACAGCAGAACACGACAGAGCCGCAGAUCUCGUCGAGAUCAACCUCCCGCCGCCGCCGGUCCCCUGUCGGAAGUUCAGAUACGACCCCGACGAACUGGAAGGCUUCGGCUACUACUCCAGGAGGAGGGAGGACUACCGGCGCUCCGGCGGCCAGGGGAUCUACUUCAAAGGCUACUCCCACAACCACCUGAUCGCCCUCGACGCGAACCUCUCCGCCUGCUACAUACAAAACGGCCUCAUGGGCGGGCUCCAUUUCCCACCGCCGUGGGACAGCGGCGUUCCGUUCAAAUCCGCCACGUCGGCGUCCUCCUCCUCCUCCACCUUGGAGACGAUGGUCAUAACCGGAAUCUCGACCCCUGCCUUUGGGUUCUACAAGAGCAAUCACCGGGAAAAUGGAUGGACUUACGUAAACUGCACUGUUGUAGAUCCGUAUUCGGCCGCAGCCGGCGACGGCGAGUACAUGGAGUUCACUAAUGCAAUUGGGCUCGAGGGGAAAUACUACGCAAUCAGCCGGCAGGGGAGUCUUGCUGUAAUCGAGGACGUCAGCAACACCUGCAACUUCCAGAUUACAGCUGUAGGGGAAAAUCGGGCCGUGCCCAGCUGCCAAGGCACGAAGCAUUUCAGGGAGCACUUGCUCGAGUACGGUGGGGAGAUCUAUUUGGUUUUUCUGGUUUCAACAAAAUGGGUGAAUGUGGUGGACCGAGUCGAGGCUUUCUGGCUCGACAGGUCAAGGCUCGUGUGGGAGAACGUGGAGAAGAUGCUUCCGGAAGAUGGGGUGUUUUUCGUCGGGCCCAAGGCGUGCAUGGGGAUUAAAUCGGGCCUUGUCGGUUGCAAGGGUAACCGAGUCUACUUCAAGCAUGAUGGGGCUGACACUUGGCAUGUUCUCGAUAUGGGCUCGGGAGAAAUUUCGCAGACUUCUGGGCCUGAACUGGAUCUUACGGAGGCCCACAUUCCGGCUAUAAUUUAUACUGUCUACGACUACUGA